Messenger RNA from Rhagoletis zephyria (snowberry fruit fly), 485 nucleotides. RefSeq names its product vitellogenin-2-like. Gene Ontology annotation, molecular function: lipase activity; serine hydrolase activity. Lineage: Eukaryota; Metazoa; Arthropoda; Insecta; Diptera; Tephritidae. The record is from RefSeq and is a predicted model, not a curated record. Gene Ontology annotation, biological process: lipid catabolic process.
CUAAAAGCUAAUGAAAUUUGGCAUAGUCCACAUUUUGAUCCGAAGAAGAAAGUUGUCAUACUGGCUACCGGCUGGACGACAACAAUCGAAAAUAAUAGUGCAAUCGAUACGAUUGGCAACGCUUACAAUUGUCGUGGUGAUGUGAAUUUUGUGGCCGUCGAUGCGGCGAACUUUGUCGAUACCCUUUACAUCUGGUCUGCAUUCAACACCGAUGAAAUUGGCGAACAUCUUGCUGAAGGCCUAGUGCUGCUAACUGACAUUGUACCGGUUGAAAAUAUUCAUCUCAUUGGCCAUAGUCUGGGGUCACACAUUGUCGGCGCUGCCGGUCGCUACUUCAGCUACAAGACCGGCAAAAUUCUACCACGUAUUACUGGCUUAGAUCCAGCAAAACCCUGUUUCAACGAAGGCCAAAUGCUAACUGGAUUAAUGCGCGGAGAUGCCAAAUUCGUCGAUGUAAUACACUCAAAUUCGGGUGUUUUGGGGAA